This is a messenger RNA of Gasterosteus aculeatus aculeatus (three-spined stickleback), 4720 nucleotides long. Its product is annotated as zinc finger matrin-type protein 4. Gene Ontology annotation, molecular function: nucleic acid binding; zinc ion binding. NCBI's taxonomy places the organism in Eukaryota, Metazoa, Chordata, Actinopteri, Perciformes, Gasterosteidae. The record is from RefSeq and is a predicted model, not a curated record.
CGCAGUACAAAUCGCGCGUUCGGCGCCCACUUAUCGCAGCGUGCGCGAGCCUCAGCGCUUUGCGUCGUUCAUUCAUCCCGCUGAAGGCUGCUCACACUUUCUUGUUAUUCGUCUCCCCUCCUCCGUCCUCUGUCUCCCCCCCGCCCCCUCCCCCCCCCCCCCCCCCCCCCCCCCCCCCCCCCAACGCCGGGAUAGCUCACUUUGUCUUUUUUUUUUUCUCUUGGUCGGGUGGACGGGGGAUGAUAUCAACAGCUACGUCUCUUCUUUCCUCCGCGACACCGUGGACUCGAGCGGAGGGAUCCCGGGACGCGCGCACCACGACGGAGAGCCGCGGGAGCGUUGCUAAGGACGCUGCAGCCCCGCGGGACUCGCGUGAAGUUCUGCUGCCGGUUUCUCGGCUCCGCGGCGUUGGAGGAUCACGGACGUUGGUCGGAUGGUUGUCGGAGAGGAGUCGCUGCCUCUGCGCCAGAUGAAGAUGAAGUCCGCGGGCGUCGUGGACGGAGGCUUGUUCACAGAGAGCUAUUGUAACAUCUGCAAUGCCCAGCUCAUCUCCGAGUCCCAGCGCACCGCUCACUAUGAGAGUAAGAAACAUGCCAACAAAGUGCGUCUCUUCUACAUGCUUCACCCUGAAGACGGAGGACCACCUUCCAAAAGACUGCGGCCAGAUAACCCAGACUGCGCGGAGACAGAGGUGGACAGGAACAAGUGCUGCACCUUGUGUAAUAUGUUCUUCACCUCCGCCAUCGUGGCCCAGUCGCACUACCAGGGCAAAACCCACGCCAAGAGAGUCCGCCUGGUGCUGGGGGAGCCGCCUCGCACGCCCACAGCCACGACCAGCCCGAGCAACACAGACUCCUCCCCUUCCACCCCGCUGCCCGCAGACCCCGCCGCCUGCCCUCCUCCCACCCCGGACCGGGCUUGGCCCCUGGCGGUGGUCGGCGGAAACGGCGGAAGAGAGGCUGGGAAAUACUGCUGCCUGUGCGGAGCCUGGUUCAACAACCCUCUGAUGGCCCAGCAGCACUACGAGGGCAAGAAACACCGCAGGAACGCCGCCAGAGCGCGACUCCUGGAGCAGCUGGCGGGCAGUCUGGAUGCCACGGAGAGCACAGGGCUGCGAAGCAGUUACUCUUGCAGUGUCUGCAGUGUGGUCCUCAACUCCAUUGAGCAGUACCAUGCACACCUCCAGGGCUCCAAGCACCAGAACAACCUGAAGCAGCACCAGCAGUGAGCCACGGAGACAGGCCGCCCGGGAAAGAAAAGAUGAUUGCUGGAAUAAACAACUACAGAAAAGAAAAUGACUCGUCAGAAACAGAAAAGUAUGAGAAAGUCUAGCAGAGUAACUUCAGUGUGUACGUGCAUCUGUUUGUGUGCGUGAGUGUGUGUGUGUGUGUGUGUGUGAGUGUGUGUGUGUGUGUGUGUGUGUGUGUCAUGGGCUUCCAUGCAAGCAUCUGCAGUAUGCAUGUGUGGCUCAUCGUGAGUGUGUUUUUAUUUCUAGCUUUGAUCUAAAACGAUAUCUCUGAGAUUUAUUCAGCACCGAAGUGUUAAGUGAUGAGUUCUCGACAGCCGUGCGAAGCCGGCUGCAUGUUGCCAUAAAACUUCAGUGUGAACCACAAUCUGAAAACUGUACUGAUGUCAGUGUCGCCCAGAGCGGUAAUAAUCGUUAUAAUGAUAGUCAAAGAGCAGCUGUGACAAUACAACAAUUGUUACUAGCCGUCCCCCAAGUGCUCGGACGGUGAUCCAAAUGGUGUGUUUCUACGUGCUUUUCAUUUCCUCUGACACGGAUCCCUUUCAGACCACUUGAGACUUACUCAGGUCCCAGACCUUUAAAUCCAUGGAGAAGAAAACUUCCCAACGACCUCAACCACCAUUACAAAUUGCAUAAAUUUCCAACUUUAGAAAUCAUUUCUCGGUUUGACUCUCGUGUUGUCUGUGCAUGCGGUGGACCUGCAUCAAAUUUUUUUUUUCUCCAGCCGGUGGACGUGUCAUGUGUCAUCUUUUUGUGUGCUCCUUUUAAUGAAAACCACAAGACGUGGCAUGGUUACAUGGUUACAGUACGGACGGCAGCGGAGGAAAGACAGGCAGCACAAAUACUUUUAAACCGAGGUCAGGGUCUGUGCAACAUCUACCAUUGAAAACAUUCCCAUAGCACUUAAUAUUGAUGUCAGAUGCAGUCAGAAGGUGCCAAAAGCUCUUGUCUCUGUUGAGUUGGGCGACCUGUAGAUAACUUUUUUUAUUCUAUGGACAGAGAAAAAAAGACAGAAUCACUCCCUGACCAUGUAGCAGCCAGCGUGCAAUACAACUGGGAUGCAAUUCAAUGCAUGCACAAUGUGAAACGUUGCAUUCACAUGCCUUUUUGAAACAUAUUGCUUGCGCAUUCUGGCAAUAGCGCUGCUUUCUAGCGAUAGCUUCGUCUGCAUUACCGCACAUGCUUGCGCCUGGGCGGAAAGGUCACCUGUUCGUGGUGCAAUUAAAUUAUAAAAAAAUGUAAACCUUUUAAUAUCUGCAAAUGAGACCAGCUGUUGUGUCGCCACUCAUUUGUGUGUAUUUUGAGUGUCCGUAAAGUGAGUUUCAACAAUAGUCUGCGGCAUCAUACGUUGAGGCAACAGACGAGACGCCGCACCUUCACUUUCACUGAGCGGCAUUUCUCUGUAGGCUGAGCUGAGGAUGCUAAGCUAUCAGCUGUUUGCUUUUUGUCCCUGUAAACACAUUCAGAUGUUGUUGUUUUUUAUUAUUAUUUUGCAUUUCAUGGUGAGGAGACUUAAUUGUGAGUGACCUGAUUAAAAUAGUUUUUUCUUCUGCAGACGUUUGGAUGAAUACUGGUUUUAUGCAAUCACACUGUAAUAUUAAUAACCAUACAAUGAGGGUUUAAAGUUAAAUCAUUUAACGAAGCAUAAAAAAGCAGUGUAUGUAAAUAUAAAGUAGCUGCAGGUGAAAUCUAUGUUUUACGUUUUGUAUUAAUAUUGUUCACCUGAACUGUUACUGAAUUACAGGAAAAUAAGGGGAAAGGGUUUCCUAUGGAUGUUAAUGGAAAACACUGGAUAUGCUGGAUAUUAAACAAGAAUGAACUGUCUUUUGGUGGGUCAUGUUUCUGAAUUGUUUGAAAAUAAGAAUUGGUGAUGAUGGACAAAAAUCCAGCGCGUGGAAGACGGCAAGUGAUCAUAAAGAGAUUCUGAUAGAAGGCGCUUUCAUGAGGCCACAAGGAUCAUCUCCCGGAGAAAACAUCUGAUAGGUGAUCGCAAGUGGAUUCGUAAAACAGCGGAAGAGGACAUUGCUGGACUUCAGACUGUUGGAUUUUAACAUGCGUUUGAAAUAACCAACCUCUUUGUCGAGGAUAAUGCCGUAAGAAAAACACAAAACAGGAGGUCGUUUGGCUCGCUUGAUGUGCUGUUUUGCACAGUCUGCGCAGAAGUUGUUACAAUAUAUAUAUAUAUGACAGAGAUGUAUCUACGAGGUAGGAUAUUGUGAUAUGAUAUGAUGAGUUUGUGUAUGUAAAGCUGUCACAAGUUGUGUACCUCGAGCACAUUUGUAAACACACCUGAGGAUGAAUACAAUGAAGAUGACAACUAUAUCUAUUUUCUCUUGCAAAAAUCCAGAGCUGUGUUUUUGUUUUUCUGUGCACCACUGUGCAGAUGUGUGAAGUUUGCUUUGACUGGCAGCAAUAGUCUGCUCCCACACGUGCACAACCUUAACUGUAAUGGAGACACAAGUGGUUAUGAAACAUAGCAAUUAUCGUGUCUCUACAACUAAAAUACGACACCUAGACCAAUGGUGCAUUAACAUAUGAGAUGCAGAAUUUAAGUAAUAGAACGGCAAACAUACCAGUCAAAUGUGGACAUCUUCCAGGUGUAAAAUCGCAAAACCCACGUUACUAAAGUUAAAACUGUGUUAUGGUUUUGCCACCACCACAGAGGAUUUAAAAUAUCCGGCUGAUUGAUGAAUAAAUCUUUUAGUAUGAAAUGAGAGUGUAGGAUAUUGAUGGAAACAGGUGAUUUGUGCAGGCUGUGUGAUAUUUACAACAAACCAGAGGUAAUAUUUCGGUAACAAAAGAGGGAAAAUGAAACACCGAAAUUUAGUUCUCAGUACUGCAUGAAAACAAACAUCAAACCAUCACUUUAACCACUUUGGAUUGCUGACACCUGUAUGCAGGGGAGCAGUGGAUGAAAAUAUUGAGUUUACAGAGUUUUCUCACUCGAAGACGCAGCUCAGUUUCUUUGUUGCUCCAGAAGAGAAACACUAUAAUUAUGCAACAGUGUCCCAGUUUCCUUUUGAGUGCUCCAGUUGGAAACCUUUAGGAAUUCGGCACUAAUCGACAGGUAGAUAAUGUUAACGACAAGCUCCGCCAGACAAAGCAGAGAAUCCAGACUGCAAGUGUUUAAGUAGAAGAGAAUCAGCUUCUAGACCCCGAAAAUGCUCAGACUGCGUUUUUUCUACGAGUACAAGAGGCGACUGAAGGUUAUACUCUUGACAGAGGCUCCAGUUGAGCAAACGAAUCACAAACUAUUGCACUCAAGAGUAACAUUGAAUCGCUGGUACGAACUGUUCAGGCUGGGGACAAGCAGAGCGGCAACUUACAGAAACCUUUUCUUUGGAAGCUUCAGUAUGUGAUAGUUUGGUGAGUGUUACAGUACAUUAGUUCAUGUUAAUAUUCCUUUGUUCUACCAGAAAGUUUAUUUGUAUUUUUUGACAUGUUUAUUUUUUUUACUAUAAAGAAGUGAAAAGC